Glarea lozoyensis ATCC 20868 is the source of this 2013-nucleotide messenger RNA. RefSeq lists its product as uncharacterized. The transcript has 4 exons. NCBI's taxonomy places the organism in Eukaryota, Fungi, Ascomycota, Leotiomycetes, Helotiales, Helotiaceae. The record is from RefSeq and is a predicted model, not a curated record. Bases 1 to 2013 code for a protein of 670 amino acids.
AUGUGUUCAGGGAAACAGUCAUGCAGCCCUGGUAACACUGAAGAGUCACGUCGUUUGAAUAGACUCUCUAGACCAAGGCGCGCUGUACGACGGUUGCUUGUCAUGUCGUUAGCUGUAUUUGGCUUUAUUUCCUUAACGCUUAAACAUACACAGCAGAUUACAACUACAUAUGCUUUCAAAUUGCCUCUCAGUAUUGCAGAGGUAAAAUCAACGUAUCAAUUUGAUGGAGCUGAUGCCAAAAGGUGGAACGCAAAUGUCGAGCUGAAAGACCUCAAAAGUCUAAAAACGACGAGACCUAGAUUACACCUUCUUAUCACAACACUCAAUCAGACUCCAAGCGUAAAUAUAUGCCGAACUAUAGCUUCAGCCGCCGUCCUCAAAUAUCCGGCGCCCAUCUUGAUAAAUUAUGGAACCGAUGAACGAGGUCUGAAACCAGGAGCUGAUGCAGUCCAGCGGAUCUAUGAGUUUCUGGCGGGAAGGAAAGUAGCUGCAAAGGAUUUGGUCUUAGCUAUAGAUGAAGAUAGCUGGCUUCAACUUCCUCCAGAAAUCACCAUCCAUCGCUUCUUCCGUAGCUUGCAUGACGCUAAUCGAAGGUUGAUGGCAAGGGACGUGAAGAUUCCAAAAGAAUCUCUUGUAACACAGUCCUCAUUCGGCGCGCCGAUUUUGACACAAGCCGUCCUGUUCGCAGCAUCGAAAGAUUGCUCAAACUCACCUAGAGAUCCCGCAUGCUCAGCAGUACCGGAAUCGACCCUUCCAUCAGAUCUAUACGGAUCUUACACGGAUCACCACCCGAAUCUUAAGUACAACCGCCCACGGUUUCUAAGUAGUACUAUGGCAAUAGGCCAAGUCUCGGAUCUCCGCCCAAUAUACAAGUAUGCCACUGAUCUUUUACACCACCCCCACCAAAACCACGACAGCCAGAAAAUUCUCUCACAAAUUUUCGGCGAGCAGGAGAAACAGCGGACUCUGUGUAGUAGGAAAAUUUGUGGUUCGGGCUGGAAGAGCUAUUUCUUGUCGAAGCUCGAAGGCUUUUGGUCUGCUUCGCGUGAGCAGAAUCUAAAUCUUGCGCCUGAGUAUGACUUGGGAAUUACUCUCGACUACGGAAAUUCCAUUUUCCAGAUGAUGGAUCAUUCUAUUGAAGAUGUUCGCUUUGUUACGUUCAAGAACUUCACCAACUCAUCCUCCACUGAAUUCUCGGACCAUGCCAGCUAUGUACCAGUGACUUUGUCACAAGAUCUCAUAUCAACACUUCCACCAAUUCCGAAACACCAAUCUUCUUCUUCCGCUUCCAAGAUACCUAUUCCAGCCUCCGAUGGCCUGCCUUCGGAUCAGCUUACCUGGCUUGAUGUCGCUCUUGCACCAAAUCUAGUCAUGCCUGGUGGCAGUAGUCCUGCCGUAUUGAAUGUUCAUGGUGAAGCACUAGGUGGUGAGAUGUGGGGGAAGAUGUGGUUUUAUGAAUACGCGAGAGGUUUGAUGAGGGACUAUUCAAAGAAUUCAGCAGACAAGGAUGUAGGUGAAGGUAUGAUUGAGUUGAGAGACUCAGAGAGGAAGUGGAUUGGGGGACGAUUUGGGGCUUGGACAGGUGAUGGGAAGUGGCUGCAGUGGUCAGAGGUCUGCGGAAAUUUCCAGGAUGCAUUAUUCCCUGAUGGAAACGGUACUUUUCCAUCUGAGGAGGACGUUAAUAACAUAACACCAUCACCCAACACCAGUUAUGAACCAAAUUACGAAAACCAAAAUCCUCUAUCACAAAAACCAGCUCCUAACAUCGAAGAAUCACACCCCUUCCAACCUACCUCUGAGUCAAACAGUCAGCAAACAGACAGGUUUAUAGUGAAAACACGCAAAGGAAAGGCAAAACAUGUUUUAGAGGAGCUCGUAGAAAAUGGAGAGGGAGAAGAGAAGGGCGAGAGAAGAAAGGGAUUGUUGGACCCGGAAGAACUGAGGGGGCUGCCUGGGUGGGUUGAUGUGAGGUUUGAUGAUUUGUUAGAAGCUCCAGCGCUUGUAAAUCUCUAA